Messenger RNA from Suillus plorans, 1832 nucleotides. RefSeq lists its product as uncharacterized. The record is from RefSeq and is a predicted model, not a curated record. Bases 205 to 1662 code for a protein of 485 amino acids. Gene Ontology annotation, cellular component: perinuclear region of cytoplasm; nucleus; cytosol. The transcript has 4 exons. Gene Ontology annotation, biological process: nucleocytoplasmic transport; activation of GTPase activity. Lineage: Eukaryota; Fungi; Basidiomycota; Agaricomycetes; Boletales; Suillaceae. Gene Ontology annotation, molecular function: GTPase activator activity; small GTPase binding.
AAACCGAAAACUUUCGAAGGAAUGUAAUUGUGAGGCUGUUGCAAAGCUGUACAUGUUCAACUUGAACCUGAAUUGUUUCGAGCGUAUGAUUCUGGUAUAUUCUGAUGGAAUAUCAGGCCUAGGAUCCGACGGACAAGCCCGAAGUAUGUAAACCACAGUGGAAAAUGCGAUCGUGUCUCCCUCGACCAUCUCCUACUUAUUAUCAUGCACUUCAGGCUAUCUUCCCAGAAAAUUCGACAUCAUUAUGACGAUGAUCCGGCCACUGUUCGUUCUGUCAAUCAUCAGCGCUUGAAGAGCGUCAGCGCUAGACUUGCAUCAACCAUUGCUGCAAGGAAUAUUAUCAAUGCUAUACAGCGCCGUGAGAUUGUCCAUAGAUUGGAUAUCGGCAACAGUUCAAUGGGCGAUGAGGGUUGCGUACAGCUUUUCAACUUUCUAGACUCUCCUGCUGGUCGAACAUGCAAAAACAGCCUCACCGAGCUGUACCUCACAAGGAACGGUAUAGGUGGAAAGGGUCUACUUGCUGUAUCAAAGUUCAUCAGGGACAAUGAUGUGCUCAGGGAACUGUGUCUGUCCGGUGUGAGUACGGAAACCUCUGGUACUAUCCUGUUAAAGUCUCUCAAAUUGACACUUUCCUCGUGCUUAACGCAGAACCCAUUAUCGACCGAUGCGGAUGUCAUCGCACAAUUUACCACUGCACUGAACAGCUCGAGACUGUGCACGCUCCAGCUGAUCCAUAACGGCACUCUCUCUGACACCUUCAUUCGCGCAUUCCUUCCCAGCCUCAACGCACGGUAUCUGCGUCAACUCGGCCUUUCUGCCACCAAUAUUACCCGCGUUGUGGUCCCUACCAUCAUUGAAUAUGUCGCGUCGCCGCGUUGCAAACUGGACCAAUUGCAGUGCAACGCGAACAGCCUGACACUGCCCGGUGCGCGUGAAAUCAUCAACGCUAUCGAGCAUGAGAAUUACAGCCUUUUCAAGGUCAAUCUUGAUGACCUGCAUAUUGAUGAGUAUGAUGGCGACGGCGAGGAGCGCACUCUUGCGUGGCAAGAGGGUUGGCGGAUUUUAAACAAUACAUCCCAGAGGAACUUGACGAAAAAAAUCCGGGUGAAAAAGCAAGCUGUCGCGCUGCUGCUGUACAGCCGUGCAUUGUUCCUUCGGUCGGGCAAGCGGGACCUACACGGCGGUGCUCUUCUUGACUUUGAUUCUGUUUCCGCCCUCAAUCGACUUUCCGCAGGUGUCAAGUCAAAUAUCAUUUCCGCGCCCUCGAUGUUCUUCCAACUGCCUGAGGAAAUACAGCAGGAAGUCAUCGCCUUACUAGCACCGGAUCUAUCUCACCGGCAGCGUAUCCGCGUUGUUGCAUUUGGCGCAGAUUUUCGCACGCUUCCACAACUGGAUGAACCACGUCUUGAACCAGCGAAUGCGGUACAUCUCCCGGCGUUCAUGCGAGCAAGUGUCAGCCGGCAGACUGGUGCCACCUCCAAAGUACCACAUGAAGGUUCGUGGAAACCUCCAGCGUGGUGGGAGUGUGCGUGCCCUGAGGAGAAGCGUAGACAUUGCCGAACUCUCCACCGCUGGGAGAGAGAGAGGCGAGAUGUGUGGCUGACGCAUGUUGGAUGCGACGUUUGGGAACCUGAAUUUGCCAUGCGAGACGCAGAACUUUGAUCGCGACUGGUUCGGACUCGUUUCUGCUCCUGGGACUUGUUAACAUCUCAACGAUCGUAAGCAAGCCGUCAUUGCGCACCGAUAUUUACGUAAUUUGUGUCUCUCUUGAGAUAAGCUGUGCGCUGCUGUGUCUUUUAUGCAAAGUACAUAAAAUUCAAGUUUGCUUCUCG